AUGGCCUCGUCGGCGACAAGAGAGGUGCUCAUGCUUGAGGCCCCGCCGCCGCCCGAGCCUGCGGCGCCGGACGCGGAGGCCGUUGACGCGCUGCCCUACAUCGACGGCGACUACGGCGAUGCAGCAGUGAAGCGGGAGGUCGAUCGCCUCGUUGAAGAGGAGAUGCGCCGAGGGAAGCGCAAGCCCGCAGACUUCCUCCGGGACCUGCCCCCUCUUCCCACCGCCGGAUUCGAGAAUCAUCCUAUGCUUGCUAAAGAAUAUGAACGAGUUAGGGCUGGCAAACCUCCUUUUAUGCUAGAUAUGUCUCGCUAUGGUUUGGAGCCACCUCCAAUGAACAAGAGGAAUGAUGUUGGUGCUUGGAGGCAGGCUCUACGGAAUGCUCAGAGCCAAUUGCAGCAUCAAAUUAUAAGGAUAGAAAAUCUCGAGCUUAUGCUGAAAUAUGGUGUAGAUGUUUGGAAGCUCCAGAACAAACAAAUGGAAUCAGUUCUGUCUAGGAUGCAAAAGAUGGCUGUAGAAUACAAUGAAAGGAUAGAAAAUGUCAAUCGCGAGAGGAAGUUCCACCAGCAAAAUACUGGAGGACAGCUGCAUGCCCUGACAGUGGAAUGGCAGGAGCUGUGUCAAAAAAAUAUAGCUAUUCAGGCUGCCUGUGUUGACCUGCAGAAUCAGAUUGAUCAGCUGAAACUUGAAGCAAAAGAACUGGGAAUGCCCAUGGAUGACAACACUGGAACCAUCUCGCAAGCAUCAUGA
Miscanthus lutarioriparius is the source of this 747-nucleotide messenger RNA. Lineage: Eukaryota; Viridiplantae; Streptophyta; Magnoliopsida; Poales; Poaceae. The record is from the annotation of a GenBank genome assembly.